AACAAGUUGCAAACGCGUUUUCAUUUCCCCUGCUGUUGGUUGCUGGGCUGACCUGGAUUAUAAUCCAGCGUUCAGGAAUCAGAGGGUGGAACCGGGGAAAUGGUUUGUUUGCUUUAUCUGACGAGGGAACAACCCGUGUUCGGAGAAUGUUUUCCGUUGGCGAGCCUUUUCGGGAAUCGGAUUUUUGUUUCGAAUGAAAAGGUUUUUGUUGAAAGAGAAAUUGUUGAAGCAAAUUGUUUGUUGUUUGACGAUUCAACUCACAGGCGAAACUUGUGCGUUCGUUGGCUUUUGAUUCGCGGUAUUUCAUUGAUUCGCCGGCACAUUGUCAUUCAGCUAUGGGUAAUUGUAUUACGAAACAACCAACCCAACAAGGAAACAAACAUGUAGCUUUUUAAAUACAGAGGACUUCCUUCCCUAACAAAAACCCACCACAAACAUCACGAAUCAUCACUAGCACCUACAGCACCAUCGUCAUGGAGGAAACCCGCCGCUCCCGGAAGGAUCUCAAAAAGACCCACGCCGACUCGUGGCCUAGCCGUGCCUCGCUUCCGGCGAGUCCCAAAAUCAUCAAAACCACCGAAGACGACCCGGAGGCCAACAGCGACGUGUUCGACUACUGCCAGUCGUCGUCGCAAACCUCGUCCAGUGUACAGUACGAGUACGGGGCCAUUAGUCCGCGGUUUGAACGAAAGCGCUUCGAAUACUGCUACCCGACUGUGUCCAAAGAGGACUUCUCCAACAGCAUAUCACUCGAUAAUCAUGACAUAGAUCGUAAGAAAAAACGAAUUUAUCCCAGCAAAACGCCCGACAAUUCGCUGGAAAAUGAACCAAUUCUGGACGAGUCAAACGCCAGCAGCAGUUCAAGGGCAGCCAAGUCUCCAGGCCAUUCGCCUCGUCACUCUCGCCGACAGCUCAACAGCGAGAUCAACAUCACCUCCAACCCCGGCUACCAGGUCCUUCGAAGCUCCCACUCAACGUUGGAUCGCACGUGCUCGGACAGCGUGGUGUCGUUGAAUUGUCACAAAUCGACCAGCGAUUUAACGCAGACGACGGCAGAAGCGACGGCGAUGACAACCAUGGGAGCGAUGCCCGGCCGAAAAGGUCGCCGGAGGAGCAGCCACAAGGGCGGUGGGUUGGCCUAUUUGGCCAGCCGGAAGGGUUCGCGCGAUUCAGUGAAGAGUGGGGCUUCCAACACGUCAGUGUUUUCCAAUGAAGAUGUGGGCCCGUUGGCGUUUCAGGCAUCGGCGAGGGGCCGCCAGCGGAGGACAUCGAACUUUUUGGAACUGCCCAUCCCGGACCAUGCGAGGCCACGCGUUUGCUCCCUGCCCGAACGUCCGUACAAUCCCAGGCAGAGCGAUGACCUGUAUCGACUGAGGCAUUUCUCCAUCAGCAAGGGAACGGUGGUCAACUGUGGGGAUUCCAUCAUAUCGCGACGGUCCAGAAGUAAUACUAGCGUGAAUUCCACGGCGAGUCGUGCCAGCGAACGAUCUCCCUUCGAAGGUUCGUGCUGUGGAGGAGGUUACGCCACGGUUGACUCGUUGCCUUCGUCGCCAAACGCCGAGGAAGACGACAGCGAACCCAUCCCAACGAGGUACCGGGUGGUGAUGCUCGGCGACUCCGGAGUUGGCAAGACGGCGCUCGUUUCGCAGUUUAUGACGUCGGAGUACAUGCACACGUACGAUGCCAGUCUGGCAGAUGACGAAUUUGGCGAGAAAACCGUUAGCAUUCUGCUGGAUGGCGAAGAGUCCGAGAUGAUAUUUAUCGAUCACCCGAAUGUGGAGAUGAGUGUGGAGAACUCGUUAUCAACAUAUGAACCUCAUGCCUGCGUCGUUGUUUACUCGAUCGUGGACCGAAACACGUUCCGGGUCGCCGAGGAGAUCCUCAACUAUCUGUGGUCGGAGAAGUACACCAAGGAGAAGGCGGUCAUCAUCGCGGCAAACAAGUCCGAUCUGGCCCGGUCCCGGGUGAUCAACACUUCAGAGGGAAAACAGUUAGCCACCUCCCGAGAGGCGAAAUUUAUUGAAACGUCCAGCGGAAUCCAGCACAACGUGGACGAGCUGCUCGUGGGUGUACUGAAACAGAUUCGCCUCAAGGAGCAACGUGAGAAACGGGCCAGCGCGACCAACCUGCGAAAUUCCCGAACCCAGAUGUCGCUGCACAUUGCCAAGGAAAUCCUGCACAAGAUUUGUCUCACCGACAUAACCAAGUCCAAAAGCUGUGAAAAUUUGCACGUUCUCUAAGAGGCUGGCGGAAUCCACAAAAUCAACCAAAGCAGGGUAAAAUGAAAGUGAAAUUCCAUUUGCUGUUACCUAACGAUAGUAUGCCAACUUCCUCGCACAUUUCUUUUUUUUCCGUCUUCGAGACUGUUGUAAACUCACUCAUUGCCAAAGCAGCUUGUGUAGCAGCGGUAGUGAAAAAAAAAACUAUAAACCCAUAUUUAUAAACUACCCCAAGCUCCCAAACUGCGUUGCUUCCAUCGUGUGAAAUGGGAAGAACGACGGGAAAAAAACAAGGCAAGCAAACCUCCCAAUCCAGAGUAGGAUCCGUACUUUGAAUGUAAACCUAGUUAGUCUAAUACCCCAAUUAUUAUGCUGUCGUAUGUGAUUGCGGCAACCGGAAAAUAGAGCAAUGAGAACGCAGAAGUCGUAAACCUACAUCCACCCGUUGAGACGCGUAGACUGACAGUGGCGUGUUUACGUACAUUGGUGCUGAAAUGUAUGAAUGUUAUGGUUUUUGACGCAUGUGGCAAUUUCGCGAAAUUCACACCAUUUCUGAAGCUGAUCUAAUUUAAUUAAAGUUUUUUGUUUUUCAUAUUCUUUCACUAUAAUAUAAUAACUAUGAAAUGGAAAUUGUUCUCAAUUUAGGUAUAUGAACGUACGUUCACAUUUCUUCUGUUCUUCGAUGUUUUCAAUGUUCAGAAUUCGCACCUUUUUGAACAACAUGUUCUGAUUUACAGCUUUGUUGGCCAUAGUUAUUCAACAAAUUUGAAUUUUGCUCAUAUUUUAACAGACAUCAGUUUAGUUUAGCAGCGAUCAAUCAUUUUAGGCUGAUUUUGUCAGCAAUUUUACACAUCUUCUAGUUAAUUUUUUUUUUUCGGAGAUUUGAGCAACCCAAAGUUGACGUUUUUAGUAGUAAAAUGUGCAAUUCUUACGAUGCGAUGUUCCUGACAGUUUCCAAAACCCAUUAUUUUUUAAUUUUUUUUUUAUGAGUGUCAUUUUGAACAUAACAUUCACUUCCUAAAAAUGUAUGUGAACAUCCUAUUUCCUAGUUGCCUAUUCUAGGCAACUCUAUCAUUCUAAUUUAGCAAAACAAAAUAAAUAUAUUAAUAAUUCCGUUGACAAUACAGCAACGACUGUAUCUGAAACAGGUUGGAUACAUUAAUCUUCGAACUGUCGAGCUAUUUUAUCCAAUAAAUUGGAAAUUUUAUCCCUCUAGUGAGCAUGAAACUUUUGUUUGGCGUAUAUUCCAGGAUCCUGAUCAUUGAG
Aedes aegypti (yellow fever mosquito) is the source of this 3485-nucleotide messenger RNA. RefSeq lists its product as uncharacterized. Gene Ontology annotation, cellular component: plasma membrane. Gene Ontology annotation, molecular function: GTP binding; GTPase activity; calcium channel regulator activity. NCBI's taxonomy places the organism in Eukaryota, Metazoa, Arthropoda, Insecta, Diptera, Culicidae. The coding region runs from base 474 to 2240 and encodes 588 amino acids. The record is from RefSeq and is a predicted model, not a curated record. The transcript has 12 exons.